UUUGGGUUAACAACAACGGAGCGCGCGCAACGGAGAGUCGGCGCAAAGUUUCCUCGAUGGCGCUGGUGAUGGAGCCGGUGAGCAAAUGGAGCACAAGUCAGGUGGUGGACUGGAUGAAAGGUCUGGACGACUGCUUGCAGCAAUAUGUGUGCGUGUUUGAGCGCGGAGGUGUGUGCGGGGAGAGGCUCCUGAGGAUCAGCCACGCCGAACUAGAGGAGCUGGGAGUUUCUCGCAUCGGACACCAGGAGCUCAUUCUGGAGGCUGUCGACUUGCUCUGUGCUCUGAACUCAGGUCUGGAGACAGAGAGCGUCAGGACUUUGGCUCACAAACUCGGCGCCUCGGCCAAAAACCUGCAGAACUUCAUUUCCGGCCGCCGCCGCAGCAGCCAAUCAGAGAGCAGGUCCUCGCGGCGGCUCCCCAACGAUCUGCUCACCUCUGUGGUCGACCUCAUCACCGCCGCCAAGAGCCUGCUAGCCUGGCUGGACAGGUCUCCCUUUGCUGCAGUGGCAGACUACUCAGUAACCCGAAAUAAUGUCAUUCAGCUCUGCCUGGAGCUCACCACCAUUGUACAGCAGGACUGUACGGUGUUUGAGACGGAGAACAAAAUCCUUCAUGUGUGCAAGACUCUGUCGGAGGUGUGUGAGCACAUUGUGUGCGUGUCAUCCGACCCGCUUGUUUCUCAGUCAGCCCACCUCGAACUGGUUCACCUCACCAACAUCAAAUCCUCGGAAGGCCUGGGAAUGUACAUCAAAUCCACCUACGACGGCCUCCAUGUGAUCACAGGAACUACUGAAGGGUCUCCAGCUGACCGCUGUAAGAAGAUCCAUGCAGGAGAUGAAGUCAUUCAAGUCAAUCAUCAGACAGUGGUGGGCUGGCAGUUACGUAACCUGGUCGGCUCGCUGAGGGCUGAUAAAGGCGUCGUGUCCCUGACGCUGAAGAAGCGUCCACAGAGCACGCUCAGCUCCGCCCCUGCUCUGCUGAAAAACAUGCGCUGGAAACCCCUAGCACUGCAGCCAACCAGAAGCCCAGGCAGCAGUUCCGCCACACCCUCAGGCACACCCACAAAGAGCUCCGCCAUCCAGGACCUUUACAUCCCCCCUCCACCUGCUGAGCCUUACAUACCCAGAGAUGAGACAGGAGCCUUGCCUGGAGAUGAGGCAUCUCGUAACCACGGUGGAGUCAGCGUUGCUAAGCGCUCUGAGUCACCAAACUCUUUCCUGGAUCAAGAGUCUCACCGGCAAGAAGAGGAAGAGCCCGUGUACUGCACCACACCUACCUAUGGCAGGCUGAGGCCCAUCUCCAUGCCUGUGGAGUGUAACUGGGUGGGCGACUAUGAAGAUCCAGCCAAGCUUAACAGAGAAAGCCGCAGAGAAGCGACACUGAUGCGUUACGUGGGACUGUCUGGUGUGGAAGAGAGGACCAGCUCUGACGACUACUCCUGCCACACGGCUCGCCCUGGCAAACGGACCAAUGACACGGCCAAACGCGCCAAGAGGCGGAGCCACCACAGUCAAAGCCCCUCCCACUAUGUCCUCCAAACAAAUCAGAGAGAAUCUCCACCGAGAGAUCCGGCCUCCAUUUAUCACACAUACCAACAGUCCUCCUCUCUGCAGUCAAAGAACAGGAAGAAGAAUAAAGGGCGAAGUUUGGCCUCUCUGAGUCGGAGGCGUGUUUCCUGCAAGGCGCUGGGCAGAGCAGACUGUGAGGGUUGGCUGUGGAGAAAGAGAGAUGCAAAGGGUUACUUUUCUCACAAAUGGAAGAAGUACUGGUUUGUUCUGAAGGACAACUGCCUGUACUGGUACAUCAAUGAGGAGGAUGAGAAGGCAGAGGGUUUUGUCAGUCUUCCAGAGUUUAAGAUCGACCGUGCAAGUGAAUGUCGCAAGAAGUAUGCUUUCAAAGCAUGUCACCCCAAGGUCAAGAGUUUCUACUUUGCAGCAGAUGGAGUGGAUGACAUGAACAGAUGGCUGAGUCGUCUCAACAUGGCCGCCGUGGGCUACGCCGAACGAGAGAGGAUACGCCAAGAACAGGAUUACUGGAGUGAGAGUGAACAUGAGGAUGACACCACCUCCAGCCCCAAACAGGACAGUCCCCCACCUCCAUAUGAUACCUACCCACGGCCUCCAUCAAUGAGUGCCUAUAUGGAAGGCCGGACCACUCGACUGUCUUCCACAGAGACUUGUCGUUCUCGCUCUUCCCAGGAGGACUUCCUCUGCGGCGAGCCCCCCGGGGUGGCUGCAGAGCCGCAGUACCACCCUGGUUCUCUAGGGGGAGGCACUACACACAGUGGGAGGAAACCAGGGGGCAGCUGCAGCAGCGACAUGCAGUACAGAUGUGAUCCUGUAGAGUACCGAUCCAGUCCCGCAGGAGGAAGCAGUGAGACGGGGUCCCCGGGCCGCUCUUCCUCAUCUCAGAGACGCUCCUGGCAGGACCUGAUUGAGACACCGUUGACUGAGGCCGGACUGCACUACCUACAAACUGGACCACUAGAGGACGCUGUCUUUGCUGAGCCUAGUCCGGUUGUUGGGACUAUGAUGGCCGGAGCCGUGUACACUCUUCCUGCACAGAGGAAUGUCCCGUUGCCCAUGGCGAUGACGAGGCUGAUUCCUAUGGCAACCCAGGGAGGGAAACCCCGCAGCUUCACACUGCCACGAGACAGCAACCUACACACACUCCUCACGCCCCCUGCGAAAGAAGAACAGCAAACACACAACGGCGGCAGCGAGGGUGCGUCCCUGGGCGACCUGUUCCGUGCGUGUGAGCAGGGCGGGGUGUGUCCACUGGGUCGCGGGUCGGACGCAAAAGGUCAAUCAGAGUGCAGGCAGUCCUUCCUCCGACGGGCCGCCGACCCUCAGCUCAACGAUCGCCUGCACCGCCUCCGAAUACUGACCUCCACGCUGAAGGACAGGGAGGGGGAGCUAGCACUGAUUGACAGGCUGUUGGCCAAUCCCCAGCUGUCGUCGGCAGAGUUCCAGGAGUGGAAAAGAGCCUAUCAGGAGCUGUUCUCUCAGGAGCCAGACUCGACCGCUGAAUCAGACCCCGGCCCGCCCCUCACCCCCUCACUCUCUCACACACACUCCUACAUCGAGACCCACGUCUGACCAGUAAAACACACACACACACACACACACACACACACACACACACACAAGUUGCUCCUGAUUCUGGAAAGAGUUGAACAAACAGCAGCGGACGUUUUGAUGCAUCAGGGUUACGAUCAGUGAUGGACUUUGUCAAAAGAGGAGAGUAGGGACAACGUGACUCCACAUCCCGAUAAGCUUUCAGCAGCCGCAGUGUACAAGUGCAACAUGACAGCUUUCUGAGGAGACGCCUGCGUGGCCCUCAUGUCACAUCAAUCUACGAUCUGAUUGGUUAUGCCACUCCAAGCUGGCUCUGGACAGACGAUAAUCCGAUUCUUAAGUAUUACAUGUUAGCUUUUGUGCUCUUUAAAUACUUACUUUGGACAACUUUCAUCAGUUUGUUCCUCCUGAUAUUGGACAGAGAACAGAAUAGUAUCUUCAUGAGCCACCAUUCACAGUAUUUCACCGUGCUUGUCGUGCUGUGUUAUAGUUAUACCGACUACACAGUGUCUCAUGAACAGUCUAAUCGCCACAGAGUGACAUACAUUGUAUUCUAUCAAGCCUUAUACUUGGUGUCUAUGAAGAUGGUUUCUGCACAGUGAGUGUUACAACAGAGAACAAUUUGCACAGGUCUUUUUUAGAUCAAUAGUCUCAGUUUCUAGCUAGUUUUAGAGACUUUUGUUUGUGGUGGUUUGGUAGAAUUACGUACUGUACUUUGCUGGGCUGGACCUGAAGCAUGCACACUCGAGAGCCUCCUGGAAUAUGAACCAUUCAAAGGAAAAGUCCACCCUAAUAACACUUUUAACACUGCUUUCAAACAGCAAGUGAUUUUUUUUUUUUGACAUGCUGUCACUUUAUUUCCCCCGUCAGUAUCAUUUUACCUCCAAGUCGUGUUUAAUCUGUCAUGCUUUUCAUUUAGUUUGACAUCAGCUGGCUGUAUUAGAGCUCAUUAAUUAAAUUCUCGGCCUAUAUAUUUCCUUAAAAUCAUAUCACUUUGACAGAAACAUGAAACAUCUUGAGUUAGAUAUUGUAAUGCAUGGCAUUUCAUUAUUAUUCUGUUAUGUCUUUGUUUAAAAUGAUCUCUUAAUACCUAAAUAAAGAUAUUGUAUUGUCUUUGAAAUUCCCCAAUCCCAUGAUAUCUCAUAUUUUAGUAAAUCUGUUUUAUAAGAAUACUGAUAAAGAGUUCUUUCUGUCCAUAAUAGGGGCAAAAAGAUCCAUUCUUAAAGUAAUGUCAGCGUCAGAGAAGGACAAAAUCCACAGUCCUUGUUCUGUGUAAAAUUCUAAAAUGCAAAAAUGCCAUUUUGUACUAAACAGAGUGUAACUUUAGUAAUAAAUGUAAAAAGAAAUACCAGUUUGAUUUGUCUAAUUUAGAUUGCAGAAGCUGCUUAUUAGCUCAUAAUGCAAUGUACAUAACAUGUCCUUUAACAAAGGGUAUGUUGAGGUAAAAUGAUCCUGCACUCUAACAGUUUGAAUCUCCCUGUGGUCGUCAUAAGAAUCUCAAUCUGGCGUUUGCUUGAUAUGCAGAUUAUAUUACAUUAUUUGAUUUUAAAAGGCACCACUGGAGUGCAAACAACAUGUUAAGGCAUUGUACGCACAGGAAAUACCUUCCAAGGGAAAAAGACUGCAUUCUUGCUAUUUGCUUCUGGACCUGUUUUUAUUUUUCCUUUUUUAUUAUCCCUGGCUUUAACAGGCAACCUCACUUUAACACUUGAAAUACGGUCACCAUGACAGCUACAAGUAUACGAGUCAACAACAAGUGGAAGGGAAAUUACAAAAUAACUCCUGAAACUUUCUUUACAUCCCGGAUUGAUUGUAUUUUAUAUAACGGUGUAAAAGUUUUCUAAAGGUGGAUUUUUCCUCAGAGACCAUAUGGAUCCCUGUAUCAUGCAUGCCACAUAGAGAAUAUGAGGAAAUGUUUGCAUAGGAAUUGAACAUAUGGAGCUAAUAAAAAGUAUAUUAGUUUGUUAUUUGUACGCUGCCGCCAAAUGACUCAAAACUAUGAAAGCAAUCGUAAAUGCAAAUGCACAAAGACAUGCACACACGCCAAUAAACACAAACAUACACAGACAGUUUGAAUGCUCUUUCUACGCUGCUGCACGUGGUUGGUUGUAGUAGCAUGUCUUUGUUGUAGAUAAACACAAUAUUCCUUUUCUGUGUUUGUGUUUGAAAUCUCUAGAUACAGUAGGUCUCUCUGUAUAGAGUGCAAACUAAGUGUCUUGGAUAGUGUUCUCUGAUUCUAUCAGGGUUUUUUUUUUUUUUUUUUGGACAGUUGAGUGAAGAUUGUUUAGUGUUCAAUCUAUAAAUGAUGGUAAAAUUACAGUAUUUAUUUAUAAUUCUACAUGUUCUGUCGGCGGAAGAGUGGAUCAAUAAAGUGUGGUCAUUUGGA
Cottoperca gobio is the source of this 5463-nucleotide messenger RNA. RefSeq names its product connector enhancer of kinase suppressor of Ras 2a (gene cnksr2a). Gene Ontology annotation, cellular component: membrane; cytoplasm. The coding region runs from base 57 to 3098 and encodes 1013 amino acids. The record is from RefSeq and is a predicted model, not a curated record. The transcript has 24 exons. Gene Ontology annotation, molecular function: protein binding. Gene Ontology annotation, biological process: regulation of signal transduction. Lineage: Eukaryota; Metazoa; Chordata; Actinopteri; Perciformes; Bovichtidae.